Molecule: messenger RNA, 996 nt
Organism: Coffea arabica (coffee)
Lineage: Eukaryota; Viridiplantae; Streptophyta; Magnoliopsida; Gentianales; Rubiaceae
Source: RefSeq, a predicted model, not a curated record
AUGCGUGUGUUUCGAUGGACCAGGGAAUUUCAUGUGCAAAGAGAGUCAUCUCUAGUACCGGUUUGGGUAACUCUUCUGCCUCUGCCUAUUCAUUAUUUUGAUAAACACUCUUUGUUUUCCAUUCUAUCUCCAGUAGGAAGACCUUUGUUCCUAGAUUUGGCAACAGCUGCUGGAACUCGUCCUAGUGUGGCCAGGGUGUGUGUGGAGAUAGAUGUAGCGAAGCUUGUAGUGCCAAGAGUUUGGAUUGCUGUCGAAGGGGAAUCUGGUUUCUGGCAAAGUAUUGUGCCAGAAAACAUCCCUCCAUAUUGUUCUAUUUGCUCGCGUCUAGGACAUUCUCAUGUGGAGUGCAAAAAGAAUUUGGAUAAGGUGGGGUCUCGGCAACAGCCCAUGAAGUUGCAGCAGGAUUCACAGUUAACUGGAAAUCAGGUUAUCAUUCUUCAACCUGUUAAUAACUCAGCUGGUAAUGCGAAUGAAACAACAGAUACUGUGGUUUCUUCUCAUGAAAAACGUAUUACUGCUACGCUGGAUGGAAGAAAAAAUUUCCCAGGUACAACGGACAAGGCUUCUGGAUUUGUUUUGCAAGAUGAGGAAGGGGAUUUUCAGCAAGACUUCGGUGUUCACACUACUGUUGUUGAAGAAGAAACCCAGCCUGAAUCAUCUAAUGUAAAUGGAUACAUGGAGAAUGCGGCAAUGCAUGGGGGACAAGCAGUAAUGGGAAACCAGCUGGAGGAGCACCUUGGUCUUCAAAGUGAACGGACCCAGCCUUUUAAGGAGAAAUCUUUGACUAAUGAACAAGAGCAGCUGGCCGAAAUUAAUGCUUUAAGCAUUGAACAACAUAAUCUGUCCAACAACAAUGAUAUCGAUGGAAAUGAAUUGCUGGCCGCCAAAAAAGAUUUGCAACACCUCUAUGUUGAAUUACACGGCGUAGAAGAUGUAUCGUCCACACAACAUGGGGAAAAUUUACCUAAUAUUGCAGGAAAUUUGUCUAAAUGUUGA